This is a messenger RNA of Protobothrops mucrosquamatus (brown spotted pit viper), 999 nucleotides long. RefSeq names its product SFT2 domain containing 1 (gene SFT2D1). Gene Ontology annotation, cellular component: membrane. Lineage: Eukaryota; Metazoa; Chordata; Lepidosauria; Squamata; Viperidae. The transcript is spliced from 8 exons. Gene Ontology annotation, biological process: vesicle-mediated transport. The coding region runs from base 112 to 591 and encodes 159 amino acids. The record is from RefSeq and is a predicted model, not a curated record.
ACGCUUCCUUAGAGGGAAGAGGAGCCGUUCCAACCGAAGCGCCCAGGCUUUGGCGGGGUCGGGGGGUUGUUUUUCGAAGCGAUCAGAGGCGCGGAGGGGGCUGUCGUGGCGAUGGAGAAGCUGCGGCGGGUGCUGAGAGGAGAGGACGACGAGGAGCAGGGCCUGACAUCGCAGGUCCUUGAUGCAUCAUCCCUGAGUUUUAGUACUCGAGUGAAAUGGUUUGCAAUAUGUUUUGUAUGCGGCGUUUUGUGUUCUCUCCUUGGGACAGGAUUGCUCUGGCUUCCAAAUGGAAUAAAACUCUUUGCAGUGUUCUAUACCUUGGGAAAUAUUGCUGCUUUAGCCAGUACUUGCUUCUUGAUGGGUCCAGUGAAACAGCUGAAAAAGAUGUUUGAACCAACAAGGUUAAUUGUGACAAUUGUUAUGCUGCUUUCUUUGAUCCUCACAUUAUUUGCUGCAUUUUGGUGGCAAAAGAAAGGGUUAGCUCUGCUGUUCUGCAUUUUGCAGUUUCUGGCAAUGACCUGGUACAGUCUGUCAUACAUCCCAUAUGCAAGGGAUGCUAUAUUGAAAUGCUUCACUUCUUGUCUAAGUUAAAGAGAAGCAGAACUUUUUCCAGUGCUUGGAAACCUACAUCAUUUCUCCUAGGAUUACUCCAAAUGGUUCAGGUCCUGAAACAGUGACAGCCUUCUUCACAACGGCGAUUAAAUUGUAUUAGCAGAAGAACCUUAAAAAAAAAAAAAGUACAAAACCAGGGCAUUUAUACCAUCACAAGACCCCUCAAUCCAUGCUUGUUCUAAAAAUAUUUUUUUUACUCACUCAAUGGUCUUAAAAUUGUUGGGUGAAAGUCUGCUAACAUGAUUUAAUCUUAAAAUUAUAUGAUCGUUGAGUUUCAGGUAAAAUGCAUGUAAAUACAUGUUCCUUAUUUUUUAUAUUUAUCUUUCCAAUUCCUCUAUUAUUUGUUUUAUUUUCCAAAGUCCUAUUAAACUGCAAAUUGUAAAAUGA